Thalassophryne amazonica is the source of this 2830-nucleotide messenger RNA. It is a transcript of the gene snx24, whose product is annotated as sorting nexin 24. The transcript is spliced from 8 exons. Lineage: Eukaryota; Metazoa; Chordata; Actinopteri; Batrachoidiformes; Batrachoididae. The coding region runs from base 131 to 649 and encodes 172 amino acids. Gene Ontology annotation, molecular function: phosphatidylinositol phosphate binding. The record is from RefSeq and is a predicted model, not a curated record.
UUGUUUGAUUCCAGUGAUUUUUAUCGGGCAGCCGGAGAAAACUGAAGUAACACCAGCACUGUUUGUUUGUUUGUUUGUUUUUGUCACAUAUUUGUUUCUAAAUUUGUAACUACGUUUAUGUGAAACCGAAAUGCACUCGGUCACCGUGUCGAUACCGUCAUUUCGUUCAGAAAACAACACGAUGGAGAAAGGAUUUACGGUCUUUAAAAUUGAGGUGGUGUUGAAUGGCAGACAGCACACAGUGGAGAAACGCUACAGAGAAUUCCAUGCUUUGCAUAAAAUGCUAAAGAAGAGCAUAAAGCCGCCUGAGAUUCCUUCAAAACACGUUAGAAACUGGGUUCCUAAAGUCCUGGAGCAGCGGCGGCACGGACUGGAACAAUAUCUACAAACGAUAAUUAUGGAGAAUGAGGUUCUUCCAAAGAUAUUUCUGGAUUUCCUGAAUAUCCGCCAUUUUCCUUCAGUGCCUAAAACAGAAAGCUGUGGGUCUUUUGAUACAGAAUCUGAGGGAUCAAGUAAACUUUCACACCAGCCCGUCAUGCUGUUUCUGAGAGACCCGUUUCUGCUGCCAUCUGCACACGAUACAUUUUCAAAUGUUGUUAUCGAAGGCGUGAUUCACGGCGUGUUCUAUCCAGAUCUUCAGCCGAGGUAGAGCCGCAGAGCGGACACGUCAGGAAGGCUGCAACAGUUCAGUACAUUCUGAACCUUUCAAGCAUAAACACGUUUUCUGAACUUGAUGCUGAAAAAAAAAUGUGUUAAAAAGUAAACUCCGUAUCACUCAGAAAAACAAAAUAACACCGGUACUACAUUUUGUUGUAAAAAUGUCCAGCUAUGUCUCAUAUUUCAGUUGAGUUGUUUAAAUCUUGUAAGAAAUUUAGAGUUAGGACAGGAUGUGAAAAGGGGUUAAUUUACCUAAAGUGCUUAGUUAUAUUGCAAUAAAAAUGAGCAAAAAUCAUUUGCCUUCUUUUUGAAGGCUGUGAAUUCCAGGCGUACAAAAUGAGCUUGAAAUAGACAUAAGCUGCUGAUGAAAUAAUAACUUUGCCCUGAGAGAGAUGAGUUUUUACAACAUGCCAGAAGAUUGUGAAUGAGUUUGGUUAGAAGGACACCUCUCCCAAAUGAGACAAGAAGCACACGUGGAAUGUGAAAUGUCAAAAUGCACCCAGUUAAAAAAUAGCUCCCUCAAAGAGUUUAAAUACCGAAAGCCGACUGUAAAUGGUAUGAAACAACCAUACUCACUGUUCACUUUAAUACACAGGAAGUGUACCUAAUAAAGCGUCCAGUUAGCAUCUAGUCUGGCUCAUAAGUAUUUGGACAACAGCGCAUUCUUGGAGUUUAGCCUCUGUACACCACCACAAGCAAGAUGUGCCUGUCUGUAGCAGUGUAACAAAAAUAUGCACUAACUAUUUAGGAAUUAUGGCCACUUUUACACACACUUUGUUCAUAUUCAGAGCUCAUAAGUAAUUGAAGAAACUGAAUAUCAGGAUUAUUUUUCUUAUAAUCUUGUAUAAAUUUUUACAGCCAGUUUUCUUUUGGAAUAUCAGGAAGUGGAUACAACAAAGGCUUUACUAAUUAUAUUUUGGACUUCAGUUAUAUUCAUCAUUAAGAAAUGCAAACAGCAUGCUGCUGUACCGUAAAUCUCUCUAGAGUAGGCAUUUCUCAAAAUCUGAGUGCCUGUGCAAGGAGCAGGCUAGUGAGGGAAGCCACCAAGACACCUAUGAUUGGAGAAACUGGGGACAGUGAAGCGCAUGCCUGUUGCAUCACCAGUCAGAGCUUUAUUGUGGAGCAGAGCAGAGGAUUUCAGUCUAAGAAAAUAGAUCAAAUGUAGGCUCAAAUGCUUUAUGUGGCAUCUGGUAUAAAGUACCUGGAAUAUCACCUUCAGAGUUUUCUGUGUGUCUUGGUAGCUUCCCUCACUAUUCCACUGCUUGCAUAGCCCGUUUUUUUGAGAAUAUUCCAACUCUUACGUAGUGGUGUACAGAUGCAAAAUUACAAAAAUUGUUGCUUGUGAACCUGACAGCAACACUAGGGGCAUAUUUUAUUUAUAUAUAUAUUCUAUCGUCCAUAAACAUUUUUUAUUUAUUGUACAUUAAUGUGUAAGAAAAAUGAUGCUGUGAUUAUUUAAUAUUGACAUUUUCCUCCAUCUGUGCCGUCAUGUCAGAGUAACUGGUUCUCAGCGUAGGGGAAUUCUAUGCCAACCAAAUUACAAGAGCAAAUUUUUCUUGGUGAAUUUUAACAAGGAUAGGUUUUGCUUUCAUUGUAAUUCUGUUACCAAUAUCAAUUUUCAAGUAUUGGUGCAUCGCACUCUUUCAAAUAGGCUGGAAAAGUAAUGUGCGGAGUUGACUUUAGUGUAGCAUGAAGUUCCUAAUAACAGGAGAGCUUUUGUGCGCCUCAGGCUGGAGGGGAGCCAACAGGAAGCUGUCGCUUAAUUUACACUAGUCGGAAUGAAGUUUUGUUUUUGUGGGUGUUUGAGAUUCUGGUUGACGUAUGAAUUGUUUGAAUUUAUGCCAGAUAUGAUUAGAAUGUAACGAGUACUUGGGCUUGGCUGGGAAUAGUUUGGAUUACUGGGUGUGGCAGCGAUUUAUUCGUCAGUGUUUAGUAAACUGUGCUGGGCACUGAAGGGGGGGGGGGGCGCUCAACUUGGUUUAGAGCUGCAUCCACUUUAGUUUUUGAGUGGAAAACCAGCUGGAGGUCUGGCACAACCUAAGAAUGAGGACGCACGGGUUUAAGUAGGGGUGCUGCGUCAGAGGAUUAGUAUGAAUUCCAGUGAAAUCCCCUUUUAAUUUAUGCUUCCUUGUUUCCUUCACUUGCAUGCGCACAAAUAUAAUUUUGCAGUAGU